CAACAUCACAUAAUUUUGAUCGAAUAUAUCAAGCAUCAUGAAGGUGGCUAUAGUAUUUCUCUCUGUGCUAGCUCUGAGUCUCUCAGCUCCUCAGGUGAGGAAGGUUUUCCACGAACAUGCUGAGGACUUCCUCGACCUGAUCGAGGAAGAAUCUGGUCACGAAAUUAUGCACCUGGUCGAACACUACCUCGAAUUCGAAGAGUUCACCAAGUCUCUUGACUACUUGUCCUCCCCCAACUUCAGGAAUCUUGUCUACGAAAUGGAAUCUUUACCUGAAUUCAAAGCUGUGAUCGACUUCUUGGAAAAAGACAAUAUUGACGUUACAUACUACGUUGAGCGAUUGAAUGAAAUGAUCGAUUAUUUACAAAACGACAAAAGGAUUCGCCACACCCUGAGCGGUAAAGACAUGACCGCUUUCAUCAACGACUGUAUCGCUAUCUUCCCCAAAGACAAGCUGACGGCCCUCUACGAAGAGAAGAUUGUAGAAGAUGAAGAAUUCAGAGUAGCUAUGGAAAACCUGAAUAGCGAGGAGUGGGACCAAGUGUGGAACGCUCUCUGGGAGAGUGAGGCCUUCAUUGAGGAAGCUAACAUUCUUCUUGAAAAUGGAAUCGACCUGAAAGUUCUCCUUCGUGAGGUUAAAGCUGUGUUUGGACAGUUCAAGAAGUAAAUUUAAUGUACAUUACUUGUUGAUGUUCUAUAAUAAAUAAAAU
This is a messenger RNA of Papilio machaon (common yellow swallowtail), 710 nucleotides long. RefSeq lists its product as uncharacterized. The record is from RefSeq and is a predicted model, not a curated record. The transcript has 3 exons. Bases 38 to 667 code for a protein of 209 amino acids. NCBI's taxonomy places the organism in Eukaryota, Metazoa, Arthropoda, Insecta, Lepidoptera, Papilionidae.